Parnassius apollo (apollo) is the source of this 1053-nucleotide messenger RNA. NCBI's taxonomy places the organism in Eukaryota, Metazoa, Arthropoda, Insecta, Lepidoptera, Papilionidae. The record is from the annotation of a GenBank genome assembly.
AUGUGGAUGUGGUUUGGCUACGACCUUGGCGAGUUCCUGUUCCCCGGUCUGGAGGUCAGCUCGCGCUGGGCCUUCGCCCUUAGCUGGAUUGUGCUUUUCUUUGUUGCUUUUCUGUUUGAAGGCUCCAAGGUAUACCUCGCGAAGGUGCAGCGUGAAGCGCACAAGAGGCUGAACCCUCACAGAUCGGACGAGAGAAGGAACUUGCUAUGUGAUAGAGAACCGGGCGGCGCGAUGGAAGCCACCACAAGCCGCAACGCUAGCACGGGUCAGGUGAGCCGCUGGGCCUCGCUUAAAGUCCGAAUGGCGGUCACAGCGCACCAGUCGCUGGUGUUCCUGGUGCAUAACGUGGUGGGCUACUUGCUGAUGCUGGCCGUCAUGGUGUACAACGUGCACCUGCUGCUCGCCGUCGUGUUUGGCAUGAUGCUCGGCUACUUCCUAUUUGGCACGAAACUGACGCGUCUUCAGAUGCAGUGCUUCCGCACCAAGCGCGUCGUGAUCUGCACGCCGGAGUGCGAUGACACGGCUGACAACACCACACCACCAUUGCUAACCUCAUCAGCUGAUUCGGAUGCAGAUUUCUUCAUUUGCCGCACACGCACUUGUAUACAACCGUCCCAUUAUUUUGCGGCGAGUACCUCGCAGGGCUCGUCCAACGAUUUAGCAAACGCUACCUGCUAUUAUGGUGCGAAACAGUGCCCUUCGAAAGUAGCCAGAGCGAAUAAAAUUCAAGCGGCCGCCAGUAGUCAUUGCCAUCACACAGAAAGCGAAAAAGAAGAGAGUCCGAGCGUAGAGGAUGUCCAACUUCUGAGAACGGAACGGCAAGGCUGUUGCAAAAAGAAGCAAGAGCCCCCACCCGAAGAGAAAAAGUGUUGUAGAUCUAGUCAAAUGGAAUCCGUCGUCGUGGUGCACGAACCAGCUCAAUCUUGUUGCAAAAGAGAAGAGAAACUUGAAAGAGUUGAAGUUAAAUUAAGGGAGGAUAGCCCUCAGAUCACAUGCUGUCAUAAUACUAUGUCUGCGACCACGGAAAGUCAAGAACAAAUAUUGAACCAAUGA